AUGCCCUAUUCCAACAGCCAAACCAUCAAUGAUCUUGUUGAACGUCGAGUUGACAAGCUCUUUAAUGAAUUCUUUACAGACUGUCCUAUUGGCCGCAAGUCAGUUUCUGGUUGUCCUGCCAUUGGUGAUGGCAAAACAUCUCUUCACUUGUCGUCCAAAUACGCCACUCAAUUUUUCACCGAGUGCCCUUAUGGCAAAAAGGCCAUUGCUGAAUGCCCCUACGCUAAGGAAAUCCUUGAGAAGGCUCACAAGGGCAGGACCAGUCAUUUCCAUGGCCAUGGCCAUGGCCACAGCUCUGGUAAAGUUCCUGAAUACGCCACUGAGUUCUUCACUGAAUGCCCCUACGGUCGUCGCGUUGCUGAUCAAUGUCCAUAUAGUCAUGAUAUCGUCGAAAAAGCCCACAAGAAGACCUUCCAUGCUCAUCAUGGUCGUGGUCAUGGCCAUACGCGCCAUCCUGAUUACGCUCAAGAGUUUUUUACUGAGUGCCCCUAUGGUAAGAAGGUUGCUGAUCAAUGUCCAUACGGCCAAGAAAUUCUUGAUAAGGCACACAACAAAAAAUCUGUCAAGUCAUGUCAUUAUCACGGAAGCAGUGGUCAUCCUGAUUAUGUCGAGGAGUUCUUUACUGAAUGCCCCUAUGGUAAGAAGGUCGCUGACCAAUGUCCCUAUGGCCAUGAAAUCCUUGAUAAGGCACAUAAGAAGGCUGUAAAUGCUUGUCAUCAUGGUAGCAAUGGUCAUCAUGAUUACGUCGAGGAAUUUUUCACCGAAUGUCCCUAUGGUAAGAAGGUUGCUGGUCAAUGUCCUUAUGGCCAUGAAAUCCUUGAAAAAGCCAGCAAGUCUCCCAAGUCUCGUCGUUCAAGCAGUGAUCAUUCUGAUUACGUUGAUGAGUUUUUCCUUGAAUGUCCCUAUGGUAAGAAGGCUGCAGAAGAGUGUCCCUAUGGUCAUAACCUUUUGGAGAAGGCUGGUAUUAAUGUGCCUCCAUUGAAGAAGCAUGAAGAAGGCAGUGAAGAGCCCGCCAAGUGCCCUUUUGCUGGCAUGUCUUCUCCUGGAGAUAAAUGUCCUAUCUCUGGUGCUACGGAUGAUACGGAUGCUACUGCUACUACUACCAAGACUACUGGUAAGUGCCCUGUGGGCGGUGUCAUGCCUCGAAGCGAAAAAUGUCCCAUCAGUCCCAAUUACAAGAAGCCUUUCGUUCCUGUUGUUGAUUCUUAUGAGACUGAUAAUGAUUUCAAGUUCUUUGUUGAACUUCCUGGUGUUGGUAAGGGUGACAUCAAGUUGGAUAUCAAGGACAAGUUGUUGACUUUGUCGGGUGAGGUCAAGACCACUGCUGAGGAAUCUGAAGGCAAUGCCCGCUUCACUGAAAGAACAUUGGGUGCUUUCUCUCGUACCAUUUCGCUCCAAGACAAUGUAUCUGUAGACAAGAUCAAGGCUAAAUUGGAGAACGGCGUUCUUGCCAUCACUGUUCCCAAAGGUAUCCCUUCUGUGAAGAAGUCUAUUACCAUCAACUAA
Molecule: messenger RNA, 1506 nt
Organism: Mucor velutinosus
Lineage: Eukaryota; Fungi; Mucoromycota; Mucoromycetes; Mucorales; Mucoraceae
Exons: 1
Coding region: 1-1506 (501 amino acids)
Biological process (GO): response to salt stress; response to hydrogen peroxide; response to heat
Source: RefSeq, a predicted model, not a curated record